Messenger RNA from Neolamprologus brichardi, 577 nucleotides. The record is from RefSeq and is a predicted model, not a curated record. Lineage: Eukaryota; Metazoa; Chordata; Actinopteri; Cichliformes; Cichlidae.
UCAAAUCAGCCUUUUCCUGGUGUGUGGAUGAAGAUCUUCUUGAAAUGAAUAAUCUGAUUUCCCCAAAGGAUUACUUGGCUACACAAAAACCACAUGUACGAGCACCAGCAGCAGAAAAGUGGAAUCCUGCCAAACCAACCAUUGCCUUCACCAUGCAUGUGUCCCGAAAGCCUCAGGAUGAUGGUUACACAGUCAUUCGCAGCCCAGAAAAGACGGGCUUUGUAGACAUCCAGUUAGACCACAGUGUGACCUUUGAGUCCUGCUCAGACACCCCAAGGAGGAAGGAAAGGGAGCCAAACCAGACCAAGCCUAAGCCAAAAUGGAAGGGUGAGCCAAGUGUGAAGGAUCGAGCGGAAGGCUGGGAGAAACUUCAGAAGCUGAAAGAUCGACAGAGCUUCCUUCGCAAUCCGCGCUUCCUUCCCCUAAAUUCACAGCAGGGCGGCACGUCCCUCAUCAGGCCCAGAACCAAAGGGAAGGCAGAGCCUGAGAGCAAAGGCGCUAAAAAGAAAAGCAAACACGAGUAUCAUUUACCUCAGUGGAAAACAGCUGUACCCCCUUUGUGCCAUAGCAGAGAUGU